UUUCCCCUCUCUCUCUUCUUCUACUUCUUCCUCCGCCUCUUCUUCUUCCUCCUCUUCUUCACGUGUUUUAGAUAUGCCGCUGCAGCCUCGUCAUCUGUUUGGGACCAUAAUAAAAACCAUCUAAUGAGAGCAAGUGUUUAUUUUGGAGGGGGGGUUUGCCAUCCGAAUCCGACCGGCUCUGUCAGUGUGAAAUAGGGAAUGAACGACGAGACAGCAUCGGACAGCUGGAAGAGAAACUCCGGGUGCUCCAGUAUUGAGCAAAUGCUGGCUGUGAAUCCCGGAAAGACGCCCAUCAGUCUGCUGCAGGAGUAUGGAACGCGGAUAGGCAAAACUCCAGUUUAUGACCUGCUGAAGGCCGAGGGACAGGCCCACCAGCCCAACUUCACAUUCCGCGUCUCCGUUGGAGAGAUCAGCUGCACCGGCCAAGGGCCCAGCAAGAAGGCAGCCAAGCACAAAGCAGCCGAGGCUGCUCUGAAGAUGCUCAAAGGAGGCCUUGGAGGUCCAGCCGGAGUCACUGUUGGAGUGGACGGGUUUAUUGCCGUUGAUGUGUCUGCAGAUGGAGAUAGUUCCCAGUCAGAGAUGAAGACCUCAAGCAGCUCUCAGCAGUCUGAAUGCAACCCUGUAGGGGCUCUGCAGGAAUUGGUGGUGCAGAAAGGAUGGCGUUUGCCAGAGUACACAGUCACCCAGGAAUCUGGUCCAGCACACCGCAAAGAGUUUACUAUGACUUGCAGAGUUGAGAGAUUCGUAGAAAUUGGAAGCGGUACAUCUAAGAAACUUGCCAAGAGAAAUGCAGCAGCUAAGAUGCUAUCACGUAUACAUGACGUGCCAGUAGACCUGAGAAGCAGCAAUGACGCCGACGCUGAAGAUGAUACAUUCAACAUGUCUAUGGGGAGCAGGCCAGAGUCAGGCAAAAAUAAAGGCUUCAGCUGCACAUGGGACUCCCUGCGUAACUCUGCCGGAGAGAAGAUCCUCCAGCUCCGCAGCCACCCUCUGGGUAUUCCCUCUGACUCCAACUUCUGCUCUUUGCUGAGCGAUCUUUCUGUCGAGCAGCGCUUCGAUGUCAGCUACCUGGAUCUAGAGGAGCGCAGUCUCAGCGGCCUGUGUCAGUGUCUGGUAGAGCUGUCCACACAGCCAAUCACAGUGUGCCACGGCUUUGCUCCAAACGUAGACGCUGCUCGAGCCAACGCUGCUCAUAAUGCAUUACAGUACCUCAAAAUCAUGGCUGGAGGGAAAUAAUAAGAGUUACGAAUUUCCUUCUCACAGACUCAAAACUAACAACUACACAGUGCCAUCACACAUGACCUCUUUGGACAACUGAGGCAUUUUGUGAUGAAUCCAUAAAAUAUAAAUUACCUCAGUUUAGAAAGCUGACCCUUUGUCUGCCCCAAAAUUAAUAACGAGCUUUUUUGUUGUUGUUUUUGUUUUUUGUUUGUUUUUGUUUUUUGCUCAUUCAUUGAUGUCUGAAAGGUGCCAGUGAAGAUUUAAUUGCCUAAAAACUCAUGAAUUUGUUGUGGAUAGUUUUAAAUAGCAUUUUCAUCAUUUUUAAAUGUUUAGUAUCACCAUUUAUUUGUAUUUUUAAAACUACAUGGAUGGAUACUAAAAAAAAAAAUAAUAUGUUUACCCAUCUUUUACAUUAUUAAGUCAAAUUAAGGGUAGUGGGGAUUGUCCUUGUCGGGUUUCACAGUCAUUACACUUCCAUAAUCAUCUCUAUUAUUUUAUGCUAUACUGCAGGUUUUGCAUCAGAAACUUUGCAAAUCUAUUUCUGCUUAGACACAUAAGCAGUUAUGACUGAAACAAGUGUAUUUUAUUACAAUUAUUAAGUAUACUUUUAUUUUAAGCUUCCAUAUCACAGACCAAACAAAUGAAUCCACUACAUGUUCUAAUGUGGAGUUUAAACUUUAAUACCUCAAUAAUAUUUUAUGUGUACAAUGCUCAGCAUACAACAUGGUGUUUUCCAGAUUAUUCUUUCUGCCUUUUUGAUUGUGACUUAAAUUAUGGUCAUUAAAAAGUGACAGUAGUUUUUUUUAUUGUUAUUCUUAUUAUUCCUACUGUGUGUAACAAUGUAAGACCUCACUGCAACACGCCUCUGUGUAACUGCCUGCUGGUUGAUUCAAAAACCUUAGACUCAAAUGAAUUAAGAAUUGAGGGUAACAGACUUUGGAUUCCUUAUUGUAAGGGAAUAUUUAUCUGCGGUGCAGACAUUUUGGUAAUUCACAUUUCUGCAGAAUGUAACAACCACUUUAUUCUCAGAAAAGUCACAAAUGAAUUUGCUUUUUUUUUCUUUCUGAUGAAACAAGGAAGUGUCUAUUUUAGCUUUGGGUGUUGCCACUGUUGAUGUGUGUUACAUGAAAAUUACAUAAAGAUCUCUUUGUUGUGUUGUUAAAACUUUGAAUAAAGAAAAGCAAAUUAA
Molecule: messenger RNA, 2410 nt
Organism: Melanotaenia boesemani (Boeseman's rainbowfish)
Lineage: Eukaryota; Metazoa; Chordata; Actinopteri; Atheriniformes; Melanotaeniidae
Gene: tarbp2
Product: TAR (HIV) RNA binding protein 2
Exons: 7
Coding region: 199-1236 (345 amino acids)
Biological process (GO): regulation of siRNA processing; regulation of miRNA processing; regulation of viral transcription
Cellular component (GO): RISC-loading complex
Molecular function (GO): double-stranded RNA binding; pre-miRNA binding; siRNA binding
Source: RefSeq, a predicted model, not a curated record